UGAUCAGCUGUAUCCAAUCACAGCUGAUCGCAUCUGUCACGCUGGAGAGGAGAGCCGGUAAUCGGCUUUCCGUGGAGAGGACAUGUACACUGAUCAUCAGGGCACUGAUGAUCAGUGUGCCCUGAUGAUCAGUGUAGCCCCAGCAGUGUCACCUGUCAGUGUCUAUCAGUGCGUUGUGUCAGUGCUCAUCAGUGCCACCUGCCAGUGCCCAUCAGUGCCACAUCAAUGCCACAUAUUAGUGCCUACCAGUGCACAUCAAUGCCACAUAUCAGUGCUCAUCUGAGCUGCCUUUCAGUGUCACCCAUCUGUGCCAGUCAGUGCCACCUAUCAAUGCCAAUCAGUGCCACCUAUCAGUGCCACCUAUCAGUGCCGCCUAUCAGUGCUAGUCAGUGCCACUUAUCAGUGCCAGUCAGUGCCGCCUAACAGUGCCAGUCAGUGCUGCCUAACAGUGCC
Messenger RNA from Staurois parvus, 453 nucleotides. NCBI's taxonomy places the organism in Eukaryota, Metazoa, Chordata, Amphibia, Anura, Ranidae. The record is from the annotation of a GenBank genome assembly.